UAUCAAGAUACCACGAGAGCCAAUGAAACACCGGCGUCACGGCCGACACGUGGAGCGACGAGCGAUGGCCCUUCCCGGCGCGGUCUGGGUCCGCGUCUAUGCGUUCCUCGAUGGAGACAGCCUCGUGUACGUGGGCCGCGCCUCCAAGCAGCACCGAGAGAUGCUCCGGGCACAGGUAUAUCGCUGGAGGCAGAUCCAAUGCGGGCUAGGCCUCGGCAACUGGCUGCGGCGCGAGGCCUGCCUCGCCAUCGACACCUGCGCCCAAGAAGCACAGAGCCACGCCAUUCGCCGCAGCGACGACGUCCGUGUGCCACCACGCGUCGAAACGAGCUGGGUCGAGCUCGGGCCCAUUGAGCCAGAGCGAUCACUCCACGGCAUGAGUACGCCUUGCUAUGCCGGUGCAUCUAUGGUCGUGUUGACGUUUGACUGCCGACGCGUCCAGCCUGCGCCGAUGCUGUUGCACACGACAAGUCACGCGCGAGCGCUCUACUCGACUCUGUCCUUGUCUGUCAAAGGACGGUCGCUCCGGCAGCAUCUGUACCACAAGACGAUCGGCGACCUCACCACCGUAUCGGUGGCGAACAAGCACGCGAUGACAAAAAUGGGUGACGUCUAUCAGUGCGACGUUGCAUCGACCGACAAGUCGUGUCAGCUGCAGCUCGGCCUGCCGUCUCGGCUCGACGGCAUGGUCGACUGCUUUCACAUCGAGCGCGUCACCUUCUUCUUGCACAAGCACGAGCUCUUUCCCUCUGUACCCCGCAGCAUCGAGGCAUCGUCGGACGUUGUGCGUGCCGAGCUCGCCUUCUACGACAUCCGUCAGCGAGUAUGCCAGCUGCAAGUGACGCUGCCGUGUCGCCUUGUACUCGAAACUCCUUCACCUUCAUUGCCAGCCACCCGCAGCGUGGGGACCGACACGGAGCCGUUUGAGAUUCGAACCUUCUCCAGCCUGUCGCCCGCCAUCGUAUCCGACAUCGCUGCACUGGACGCGCCGGGCUUUGUGAGCUUCGUGCUUCGAACACCUUGUCGACAGACAAGCUACUACCAUGCCGUCGUUGGGCACGGUGGCGGCCAGCGCAAGACCGGCGCGACCAAGCUCGUCUCGGCUUUGUGGGUGCCGGGUGUCUUGACGUUCGCGAUGCAUCCGGGAAGCACGACCCGCCGCGUUUUGAAAGGGCGGUUGACAUGCGAGUACUCGUCCGAGACAGGCACGCUUCAAUCCCUCCAGAUUGUUGCGCAGCACUUGCGCCCAGCGCGGCUCGAGCGGUAUGCUGCGACGCUGACGUCGUAUACGAUAUGAUACAAAACGCAUUAAGCCUAGUCACUACAACUUGUGCUUGUGGAUGC
Molecule: messenger RNA, 1344 nt
Organism: Saprolegnia diclina VS20
Lineage: Eukaryota; Oomycota; Saprolegniomycetes; Saprolegniales; Saprolegniaceae
Exons: 5
Coding region: 23-1297 (424 amino acids)
Source: RefSeq, a predicted model, not a curated record